CCCAUCCCAUCCGUCUCUACUCCUCUCACAGCACUACAAACUACCUCAACAAUCCCCAAUCAUAUAUAUAGUGUAUCCCCACAAUGUCCCAACCCGACUACUCAACCUACCCCCUCGGCGACUGGGCCCUCCAAAGCGGCGAAAAGCUCCUAAACGCUCACAUCGCAUACAAAACGUUUGGGGAUCCUACCUUCCCCGCUAUUAUCUAUCCGACUUGGUUUUCGGGGUUACUCUCAGACAACUACUGGCUAAUCGGCACCGAUAAAACCCUCAACCCGGAGAAAUACUACAUCAUCCUCCCGGCCCUCUUCGGCAACGGCCAGUCGACGUCGCCGUCGAAUUAUACUGCCCCGGGCUCAUUUCCUAAAUGUUCGUUUUACGAUAAUGUGCGUGCGCAGCAUGAGCUCGUCACCAAGCAUCUGGGAAUCACUCAUGCGAGAGCGGUGCUGGGAUGGUCGAUGGGUGCGGGGCAGAGUUAUCAGUGGGCGACGCAGUAUCCGGGGUUCAUGGAUCUGGUGGUGCCGUUUUGUGGGUCGGCCAGGACGUCGUUGCAUAAUAAGGUGUUUUUGGAGGGGGUCAAGACGGCGUUGUUGGCUGCGAAGGGGGUGGUGUCGAGGGGGGCCGGGGAGGGGGCGGUGUUGAAGGAGGAGGAGGGGGAGACGUUGAGGGUUUGGGGGGAAAGGGAGAGGGAGGUUGGGUUGAGGGCUUUUGGGAGGGGGUAUGCGGGGUGGGGAUUCUCGCAGGCUUUUUAUAGGGAGAAGUUGUAUGAGACGGCUUUGGGGUAUAAGGAUUUGGAGCAUUUUAUGCAGAAUUUCUGGGAAAGUUGGGCGCUUUCGAAAGAUCCUGGAAACCUGUUGACGAUGCUGCAAACAUGGCAGAAUGGCGAUGUAUCCCUGCAGGAGCCGUAUAAUGGGGACUUUGAGAAAGCGUUGGGCGCCAUCAAGGCAAAGACCCUGGUGUUGCCUGGCAAGACGGACCUUUACUUCCCGCCGGAAGAUUCGGAAUACGAGGUUGCCUGUAUGCAGUCGGGAAUCGGAACUCUCGAUGUCUUUCCUUCUAUCUGGGGCCAUUGGGCGGGUGGACCGGGCCAGAGCAAGGACGAUGUCAGAUGGCUGGAUGAGCGGCUGGCGGAGUUCUUUGACAAGGACUGACAGUCUGCCGUAAUUUGUAAGCAGAUCUGAUGGCUGAUUAAGGGGGUAAUGAUACUAUGUAUGAAGAAAUCGAGAAAGGAUGCUAGUGUUAAUAGUAUUACAAAGUUCUGCGU
Molecule: messenger RNA, 1264 nt
Organism: Aspergillus ibericus CBS 121593
Lineage: Eukaryota; Fungi; Ascomycota; Eurotiomycetes; Eurotiales; Aspergillaceae
Product: homoserine acetyltransferase family protein
Exons: 6
Coding region: 84-1151 (355 amino acids)
Biological process (GO): biosynthetic process
Molecular function (GO): acyltransferase activity, transferring groups other than amino-acyl groups
Source: RefSeq, a predicted model, not a curated record